Molecule: messenger RNA, 2034 nt
Organism: Nerophis ophidion (straightnose pipefish)
Lineage: Eukaryota; Metazoa; Chordata; Actinopteri; Syngnathiformes; Syngnathidae
Product: zinc finger protein 614-like
Exons: 2
Coding region: 668-1876 (402 amino acids)
Biological process (GO): regulation of transcription by RNA polymerase II
Molecular function (GO): RNA polymerase II cis-regulatory region sequence-specific DNA binding; DNA-binding transcription factor activity
Source: RefSeq, a predicted model, not a curated record
CGCUAUUGCUAGCGAUUUCCAGAGCAUAGAUAUAAUAAGGUUUCUAGAUAGGCACCGUCAGUAUACGACAAUUCAUUUGCAUUAGAAAAACGCGUGAAAAUCAGUCAAAUAUUGAGAACGUUAUAAAAUAGUAAAACAUGGAUGUAUUUUCCAUUUAAGGCUGCUGGACACAUCUUGCAGGUUUUUGUACGGAUCUGUGCGGUUUCAUAAAGAAUACCGUUUUUAAAAAAAACAACGUUUGUUUUGUAUGUUGUCGUUUAUGAUGACAUUGUUAUUGAAAUACAGAUGACACAAAAGAACCAUGGUAAGUAAGUGUGGCAAAACAAGUUGGCAGAAAUGACGUCAGGUGCGCGCAUGCGUGGUAAAGUGGUAAAGCAAGAUGGCGUCUGACCGAGAAGUCCUAAACGCGGGCAUUAUAUUUCUGUAUUCUUACAUAUAUGUUGUUUAAUAGAGUACACACGGUUAAUAAUUGUUUGUAGCCGGAUACAUUAGUCUGAGCGCACUUUGACACUUCUCCUGUUUGCUAGCUUCACUUAAGGUAGCUUGCAGCUAGUUUAGCUGGCUAGUUAGCUUAGCUUGUUAGCUGCUAACAAAGAGACGCGGAAGUUAUUUAAACAUCGCUAAGUAGGGAACUAAUGUGAGUGUAAAGUGUUGUGAUUGUGUGAAAAUGUGCGAAAGAACGAUGGCAAAGUAUGAGGAGGAACUUUGUCCAACAAAAGAGGAGAAGGAGCGACAACAUCAACUACUGGAUGUUUAUUAUAAGAAACAUCAUCAAGUUGUGUUACACAGAACAGAUGUCUGUGAAGAACAACUUCCGCAUGAAAAACAGGAGUGUAGCUUCACGAUGGUGAAGGAGGAUCCAUCAAAGAGGAAGACCAGGCGCCACGGACCCUCUGGCGUCUCCUUUUCCUCUUUGACACAGACCCUUCCCUGUAAAAAGGAAGAGGAAGACUCACUGACGCCCCACGUUAAAGAGGAAGAGGAGGAACACCGUAUCAGUCAGCCUAAAAGGUUGGAGGACCUCUUAGUGACUGGAGUCCCUGUGAAGAGUGAAGAUGAUGAGCUCAAAAGUGAAAGUGAAGAGAAGAGAGAGGCAGAGCCUCCAAGCAGCAGCUCAACACAACACAUGACAACAGAAGCUGAUGGAGACCACUGUGGAGGAUCACAAGCAGACAAGCUCUUAGCUCCACUAUCAGAUAGUGAGGACACAACGUCACACUCUCCUGACACUGAUGAUGAAGACUCUAAAGAUGAUAAGACAUGUCACACUGACAACACUCACUUCACAUGUUCUCACUGUGACAAAACCUUUAAAUACCAUAGUAAUCUGAAAAGACACAUGAGAAUACACACUGGAGAAAAACCUUUUAUCUGCUCAGUAUGUGACAAAGGUUUUGGACAACGUCAAAAUUUGAAGUCACACAUGAGAAUACACACCGGAGAAAAACCUUUCAUCUGUUCAAUCUGUGGUAAAAGUUUUGUUCUAAGAAGCAAUUUGAAAGAACACAUGCGAAUACACACCAGAGAAAAACUUUUUAUCUGUUCAAUCUGUAAUAAAUGUUUUGUACAAAGUAACAAUUUGAAAGUACACAUGAGAACACACACUGGUGAAAAACCUUUUUUCUGUUCAACCUGUGGUAAAGGUUUUACAGAAAGUCAGAAUUUGGAAAGACACAAGAGAACACACACAGGUGAAAAAUCACAUUCCUGUUUAAUCUGCAACAGAAGCUUUUUUCAACGAUCAUAUCUUGUAGUACACAUGAGAAGACACACAGGAGAGAAAGUGUUGAGUUGCAGUGUGUGUGGUGAAAGAUUCUCUUAUAAGUACCAGUGUAAGAAACACAAGUGUGCUGGUGAGGACAGCAGCAGCAAAUGAAACUGCAGGAUUUGAAAUAAACUGUCAAGACUUUAAUUUUGACCUUCUAACAACAUCAGCACAUAUAACAUGUGUGACAUUGUUGUUUGUGUAACAAUCGUUUAAUAUGUUUCUACAUGUAUAAAGUUUUUCAGUAAAGCACAUCCAUUGAUAUGAAA